Molecule: messenger RNA, 688 nt
Organism: Pyrus x bretschneideri (Chinese white pear)
Lineage: Eukaryota; Viridiplantae; Streptophyta; Magnoliopsida; Rosales; Rosaceae
Exons: 5
Coding region: 73-477 (134 amino acids)
Cellular component (GO): nucleus
Molecular function (GO): RNA binding
Source: RefSeq, a predicted model, not a curated record
UUCACGAGUCCUCUUCUUCCCCUUUCCCACCGAAAGCGAGAGAUCGAAAGUUGGAGAAAAUUUCAGAGAAAAAUGGCGUCAGCUCAAAUGCAGAGAGUCGUGGUUCCACCGCAGCAACCGAUUGAGGCGCCGAAGAAGAACAGAAUUCAGGUCUCCAACACCAAGAAACCGCUCUUCUUCUACGUCAAUCUCGCUAAGAGGUACAUAGAGCAGCACAAUGAGGUUGAGCUUUCUGCACUGGGAAUGGCAAUCACUACGGUUGUCACUAUUGCUGAGAUUUUGAAGAAUAACGGAUUGGCUAUUGAGAAGAAGGUGUCUACAUCUACCGUUGGAAUGAAAGACGAGAUUAAGGGUCGCCUCAUGCAGAAGGCUAAGAUCGAGAUUGUGCUGGGGAAGUCUGAAAAAUUUGACGCUAUAAUGCAAAUGAAUGCUGCUGCACUUGCUCCAGAGUCAGUUGCGACCGAGGGAACAAAAUGAUAACGAAGGAGUAGAACUCAUCCAACGACGGUUCAUUGUUGUAGUUUAACAUUCACAUUCUUCCUCUACUCUCUGCCUGAAUUGAGAUAAGUACGAUAGUAUAUAGAUGAAUUCCUUCUCGAAUCUGUAAAAUUUUCAUCUGUUUUCGCACAUAAUGUCUAUCGUUCAAUGAAAAAUUGGGAAGAAAAUUUUAUCGACCCUACUUCUUAUA